This is a messenger RNA of Paramecium sonneborni, 1643 nucleotides long. Lineage: Eukaryota; Ciliophora; Oligohymenophorea; Peniculida; Parameciidae. The record is from the annotation of a GenBank genome assembly.
UGAGGUAAAAUCUACUCUCUAUGAUUCUAGAGUUUAGUUUUAACCAAAAUGUUAAAUACCAAUCCAAAAUAAGAGAACAAUCUCCAAGCCAUUCUUAUGAAACUUUAAGAGCUUAAAUUCUUUAACUAUUUUAUAGAAAGAUUUUUGAAGGGCACCCAAAAAGAGAGUCUACUCAAUGUAUCUCUUUAUUAUAAAUAAUAUUUAGUUAUGUGGAAGAUUCAAAAUGGAACAUCACAAAGGACCAUCGUUGUUAUUUUAAGAAGGAGAUAAAUCAAAUGAUAAACUAUAUAUAAUUUUCAGAGGUUCUGUUGGUCUAUUUAGAGCAAAGAAAUUUGACACUUUUUAAUAGUAGUAAUAACAACCAAUUUAAUAAACAUAACCAAUUUAACAACUUUUAGAGAAAGUUUCAACCAAUCUUAAAGAACUUAAUAAAUAAACAAUUUCAAAACCUAACUUCAUGAAAAGCUUAGCAAAUUCAAAAAGAUUUGCCAAUAAAUUAAUGAGUACCUUGACAUAAUAUACAACAAAGGAAGACUUAUUAAUAUCUUAAUAGGAGAUGUCAAUUUUAAAUGAAAAAUAUGGAGAUACUGUACGAAUUUUAGGUUAAGGAGAUGGUUUUGGAGAAGUGGCUAUAAUUGAAGGGACACCAAGAGGACUUACUGCAUGUGCAGUUUCUCAAGAUUGCUUUUUAUUAAUAUUAAAAAAAGAAGAUUUUGAUAUUGUGAAACAAUAAUUUAUUUAAUCUAUUAAAGAGAAAAAGAAUUUAAUCUAUACUAAAUUUGAAGUUAAAGAUGUAUAUUCUACUGCUCUAUCUAAUUCAUUAGCAUAUAGUUUUGAUGUAUCUUGAUUUAAUUUAUAUUUAGGUUGAAUCAUUUUAACAUAAUGCUAUUUUAGCAGUUGAAGGAAUGUAACAAAAAGUAUUUUAUUUGAUUGCUUCUGGUGAUAUUUUAUUAGAAAAAUUUAUUGGAAAUAAAAAUAUUAAAAUUUGUAUUUUAACUAAAGGAUAAUUUGUUGCUGAAGAAAUUGUGAUAAAUUAAGAUAGUGUUUGUGAAUAUAGCGCAAGAGUUUUAUCUAAUUAAGCAACUCUUAUGAUUAUGAAUAAAAAUGAGUUUUUCUAAAAAUUUCCAGAAGAAUGCAAAUAAUAGAUAAAAAGGGAAUAUUUUAGAAAAAAACAAUUUAGAAUUUCUUUUCCUGAAUAAACACUUGAUAAAAUUGCAGAUAUUCAAAGUCCUAAAACAUCCCCAAAGUAAACAAUAAAACUAAAAAUUAAUCCUUUAUCAGUUAGAAGUUAAUAAUCUUCUCGUAAUUAAUCUUGUCAAUUAGAUAUUAAGGAGAUUCUAGAAAAAAAGAGAUCAAUAUAUUUUCAGAAAUAUUAAGAUAAUAAUAAAAAAUGUGAAGAUAUUAUUUUAUUUACAGAAAUGUGUUACUCACCAAAAAUAUGUCAUACUCCUAGCUAUAAGAAAUUAAAUAAUGUAUUGUAGAAGUCAUUUCAUUAACAUCAAUUAAAAAAAAUAAUGAGAAAAAAAUUUAAAUAUAAUUCUAGCACAGAUAUUCCUAUUUCAUAGUUAUCAAUAUAUGAAAGAAGUUUUAAAUACUAAUAAACACCAUCUACUAAUCUAGCUAGUCAAGAAUUAGAAUAGUGA